Messenger RNA from Cuscuta campestris, 2700 nucleotides. The record is from the annotation of a GenBank genome assembly. NCBI's taxonomy places the organism in Eukaryota, Viridiplantae, Streptophyta, Magnoliopsida, Solanales, Convolvulaceae.
UGCUUUUGAGAUAUGCAUUGGAUGCCUUUGGUGCUUGUGUAUAAGUUAUGGUGUUUCUUACAUUUUGAUCUUGCCUUGAAAAAAAGUUCCAAGCGCAGCAAGAAAACUGUUGUAAAGGCUUCACCGAUUCGAAGAAGCGAUAGUAUGCAGCUUGCAGAGAUUAAGAAAAGGCCAAAAGUACACGCAGCGCAUGUCGACUUGGGCGAGGAUGACAAAGAUUCUGUGGAAGAUGGUGGUGCAAAUGGGAAUGAGAAUGCUGGUUCAGAUGUGUCUGGAGAUGAUGUAGUGAGUGGGGGAGAUGAUGGUGGGAGUGCAGAAGAGGAGACUGACGGGAUAACCAAAUUGAAGGAGAAGUACCUGCGAAUUCAGUCGAGAGCUUCUCCCAGCGUUUUGCAGAAAGUGGUUGAAGCUCUGGACGAAGUUCAGAGGCGGGUGGUUGUGAGGAUUGGGUUUGGGUCUAUGUUAAGGAUCAAGUUAACUGAGCUUCCGGCGAAACUAGGAUUUUGGGUGGUAGAGAAAUUCAAUCCUAGGAGUAGCAGUAUUGAACUUGCAGACGGAACAAAGGUGCAUGUGACGGUUGAUGAUAUUAGACAUGUUUUGGGUUUGUCGUGUGGGUGUGUGAAGGUAUUAAGCAAAAAAAAAGGUGAGAAGUGUGAUAUACUUGAGCAGUUGAGGGUAGAGAUCGGAAUGAGGGACAACAAGAUCAGCCCUUUAGAGCUUAGUGAAAAGGUAUUGCAAUAUAUUGAUGGUGGUAUAUGGUUUGUUCGUCUUUUCUUGUUGUUAGUCGUGUCAGUUUUGGUUGAUAGCCCGAGCCAUGGGUAUGUAAACAAUUGGGUUUUGAAAAGAUUGGAGGAUGUGGAUGGGAUUGCACAGUUAAACUGGUGUGAAUAUGUGCACCGAGCAUUGAUUGGUAGUAGAGUGAAGUGGGAGAAGGGGAAUAGAAAAUACUAUAUUGGACCUCUAUUGUGCUUGAUGGUGUUCUACAUGGACCGAGUGGUGCUCUAUAGUAGAGACGUAGAGAGAAUGUCGCCUGCAUUUCUGGGAUGGACAUCUAAGAUCCUAAGGGAUAGGGAAAACAAGGAGGUCAGAGUAGGUGGAUUCGGGUUGGGGUAUGAAGAUGGUAGAUUUGUUGGUGAGGUGAUGGAUGUGAGCUCUGGUGACACAGUUGUUGAAAAGGGGAAAGUACUGGCUACCACAAUCAUCGACCUAGUGUCGUUGAUUGAGAGUGCACCAUCUGGUACCAUGGAGAAUGAUGUGUUCAGGCAGCUACAGCUUGCAGCGGGUAGAUUAUUGGGUUUGGCACAACGUAGAGGCGGUGGAAGCUUAGAAACACCUGAUGGAGGUUUUUCUGAGGUGACUUAUGAUGAAGGUUUCUGGAGCGACCCUGCAAACAUAGAACAGUUGAUGGCGAAUGCACGUUCAAAAUACAAGAAGAUCAUGGAGGAUAUGCCAUCGUUCAGUCUAGGGUUCUCGCAAUUGGAUGUAGAGAAUGAGAAUGUGAAUAUUGAUGGUGGUGAUAUCGGUGCUUGCAAAAAUACUCCUAGCACUCCAGCAGUUCGGGUUGUGAAUGAGCCGGAGAGUAACCCUGUGGUUGAAAAUGUUUUCAUAACACCUGGAGAAGUGCAUUAUCGUGUGGGAGAUGCAGUUGAUAGGGAUUUGGCUGGUGGAAGUAGGAAUCAGCCGGACAAGAUUGAAAUGACAGCGGUUGCUGGUGUGAGUGCAGUGGGUGAUGGAACUGUGCCAGGAACUGAUCCAGAGGUGAAGCAAUACAAUGCAGCAAGGAAGUUCGCUAGGAGUAUAAAACCUGUCGGGCCUUUGAGAUCACCCUACCUUACGCGACCGAUUGAUCCUUCAGAUGGGUUAUCUGUCCUGGAGAAGAGGGUGACGAAUUGGGUGUUGCAGAUUCCGAAUGCUCCAAAGGAUGAAGCUUUUUUCGUGAAGGAUGGAUUUGAGUUAACAAGAGGUGAAAUUGCAUCGUUGGAUAUAGGGGAGCAUAUUUCAAAGAGGGUGAUAGAUGUGUGGUCAAUAAUACUCAACCACAAUGAGAAAUUCAGAAGUGAGGAAUCCCCGUUGCGUGUGUUUGCUAGGAGCAUGGAUUGUGUUGCAAAUGGGGAUAUAGUCGAUGUGUCUGAGGCGAACGUGAAGAACAUGUUUGCAAAUGCGCUGCUUCCUGCGUGGGAUGACAUGGCAGAUGAUUUCAACUGGGGGAAAGCUAAACUGAGAAUUACGUUCCCUUGGAGAGAUCCGAAGGCUACGUUUGACUACAGUGUGGAAACCAUGCGUCAUAUGGAGACGUAUAUGGGGGAUGGUGGCAAAGGAUGGAACAGUGGCUUGUCGAGGUUAAAUCUGAAACCUAUGUUGUUGCUACGAUGCAAGUACUGUGCAUGUAUACUUCUAAGCCCAGUUAAUGCACUAUUGGACAAGGUUUACGAAGAGUCGGAGAAACUCGAAAGGGAGAGGAAGGAAAAGGAUCCUAAGUGAACCCACCCCUGGAAUGGCUGCAUCUUACUUUUGUGUUUUUGUUGAAUUAUUUUAAUUUGUUGUUGGUGAAAGUUGGUGACACCAUUCAUUGAUGGAAGUGUUAUUUGGGAACGAGUUAUCAGCCCAUAGUUGGGUUUUUUUGUGUGGAUUUGAGGCAGUUGUUUUUUUUGUAUAUGGUGUGAAUGGUUAUGGUUUUUUGAAUGAAGUUGUGGUGUUUCC